This is a messenger RNA of Suillus paluster, 2715 nucleotides long. RefSeq lists its product as uncharacterized. Lineage: Eukaryota; Fungi; Basidiomycota; Agaricomycetes; Boletales; Suillaceae. The transcript has 8 exons. The record is from RefSeq and is a predicted model, not a curated record. Bases 1 to 2715 code for a protein of 904 amino acids.
AUGUCUCUCCAGUGUCCGUCCUGUGGCAAAGAUGGAUUCAAAACCGACACCGCUGUUGCCCAUCAUAUGAGCCAGCCUUGUUCUGGAUGCAAUAGUUGGCUGGAUGAGUUAAUUCGGCUGAAAUCUCACCUACCACCUGAAGAUGAUCCUAUGGAGUCAGAUAAUGAUGUCAGGGGUGGAGGAUGGGAUGAGGCUAGCGGAACCCCAAUGAAGGAUAUUGAAGAACAAAUGCACGGUGAGGUUACCGACUACUUUCCAGGUGCUGCAGAGACAUAUGGCAUGGGCCAUAUGUUCUUGGGCCUGUUCAACACCAAUGAAAAUAGUGUCUAUCACAAAACAAACCUCUACUAUCCAUUUAGCUGUAAGCAAGACUGGGAAAUUGCAUCAUGGUUACUGCAUUCCGGUUUGAGUAUGGGGAAGAUAGAUACCUUCUUAUCGCUCAAGAUGAAAUGUUACCCAGCGGCCCACGUUGCAUUGCAUUCAACAAAAUCACCCAUUAUUUUAUACUGGCACGAUCCACUGGAGUGUAUAUCUACUAUUCUCAACCAUCCUCUCUUUCAUGAUCAAUUGGACUUCACGCCUUGCAAGGUUUAUUCCAUAGUGCAAAGGCUCUGUCGUGUGUAUACCGAGUGGAUGACAGGCGAUGAUGCAUGGAACAUGCAAUCAGCGCUUCCCCAAGGUGCUACAUUGCUUGGGACAAUAUUGUCUUCAGACAAGACAAAUAUCUCAGUUUUGACAGGCAAUCACGUUGCGCACCCACUCCUUGUCAGCCUUGCAAAUAUACACAUGAACAUGCGACUCAAAUCAUCAUCCAACUCUUUCAUACUCACCGCCCUGCUGCCAGUUCCGAAGUUUCUCCACAAGAAUAAGUGCAUGUGUGGUGUAUUGGCGGAUCACCUCAUUCAUCAGUGUCUAGAUAUUGUCCUCAAACCGCUCAAGGAGGCCACUCUGCGUGGUGUAAUGCUCUUGGAUCCCCAAUUUGGAGACUCCUUUUGCCAUGAACCUCGCACGGCGUCAACCACCCUUGCACAACUAUCCGUCAUUCGCACACAAGCCAAUCCAUCUGAUCUACAAGCCUUCUUUCAGGAAGCGCAAAAAUUCCCCUUGAACAGUGACUUUGAGCCAUUUUGGCAGGACUGGGUGAUUAUAGAUCUGUCCCGCUUCUUCACACCCGAGACACUUCACGUCCUUCAUAAGGAAUUUUGGGAUCAUGACGCAAAAUGGUUAAUAUUUGGUGUUGGGGAGUUGGAGAUGGAUUUCCAUUUUUCCGUUUUGCAGCCUGUCACCAGUUUUCAGUGUUUUGCAGAAGGGAUCACAAAACUCAAACAGGUUACGGGUUGCUGUCAACGAGACAUCCAAUGUUCUAUCAUUGCAGUUAGUGCAGAUGCAGCACCCCAUGGAGUUCUCAUCGCCGUACGCGCACUCAUGGAUUUCCGCUAUCUUGUACAGUCACCAUCCAUCGACGAUAACAACUUAGUGCACAUCUCAGCAGCGUUGAACGAGUUCCAUGCAAACAAAGAUUCAAUCAUUGAUGCUGGGGUUCAUCGUGGCAAGGGCAACAAAGUGAUCAAUAAUUGGUACAUACUGAAACUGGAGCUUAUGCAGAGUGUUGUACCCAGCAUUAGGAACUCUGGAGUCACGGCUCAGUGGUCUGCAGAUGUUACCGAGCACGCGCAUAUCACUGAGAUUAAGGACCCAGCGAGAUCAAGUAACAACAACAAUUAUGAUCCGCAGAUAUGUCGCCAUCUCGAUCGACUCGAUAAAUGUCUUCGGUUCGAGCUCGCUACCACCCUUCUAGAUGAGAAGCAGAAUGUCAAGGCAUUAGCCAAUGCAGCAGGGAGUCAUAUGGAUGACGAGGACGCUGACAACGCUGAUUUGGAUGACAAUAUACCUGUUGAGUUCUUAUCUACAAUUCAGCAUGGUCGCUCAUGUCCAAUUACGAAUCAUUUUGCAAUCGCCUGGGUCCUGCAGCACAAACCUGUGGGCUCUGUACCUCUACCAUUGUGUUCGUUUGUUGUUGGGCGCACCACCUUUCAUUUAGCUUAUAAACCUUCCAUCCAAAGCAUCACUAUUGAUGAUGUCGCCCUCAAAUUUGGCUUGCCAGAUUUGCGACCAGUGCUAUCUGAUUUUCUGCAUUAUGAGGCCAGGUCUAUUUUCCUCACCCACAGCGACCACACCCAUGCAAUAGGCGGCCCAAGGAGAGCCGGACCCAAUUCUGCGCUUCCUUUUGAGAAAGUUCAAGUAUGGUUCAAACUUCGCUUGCAAGAUACGGAAUUUCACAAUGUUCACAAUAUUCGGCCAGCCCAGACUCUCAAUUGUGCGCCGCCAAGUGAACCUGGGACACACGGUCAUUAUGAUUCAAUCAUUGUCAAUAUCAAAGCGGAAUACUCGUGGCCUACUAGCGGUCUUCAAGGACACACUGUUGUCCAAAUCAGACUUAUUUUUCGCCCCCUCGGCAAGACUGGCACACAAUGGGCAUGGCGAGAUCGGUUUCUUACCUAUGUUCAUCGCUUCAACAUCAUUGGUAUCCACAAACCAACUAUGCAGAUGCAUGUCCUUAAAAGGGCAAGACGGUCUAACGGGACUUGCAUAGGGGAUGUUUUUGGUGCCGCCGCAGACAAUCGCCUUACCACUUAUAAUAGUGUUGAGCAUGCGUCGGAGUUAUGGCUAAAUCGUUUUUGGGACAAAAGCACUUACUUCCCUCUUUCAAUGUAG